CGCAGUGCAUGCUGGGAUAUGUCUCCUGCACACACAGCUCCUCCCCACGUGUUUGACUGAAGCUCUGCGAUCAGCAACAUGGUAGCAACAGCGGUUCCUGUGAUUUACACAUACACGAAGAUCACAUCGCUGGACUGAAGCACCUGAAGAAGUCAAAACCCCCGAGUUCAAGCAAUAACCACGUUUGUCUAGUAAACUACAGGUUUGAAGUCCACCAGCAAAGGUUUCUAGUGUCUUCAUUAUGGCCAGUGGUGAUGAUGACGACCCAAUUAUACAAGAGAUUGAUGUGUACCUGGCCAAAAGUCUUGUGGAAAAGCUGUAUUUGUUCCAGUACCCCGUGCGUCCUGCUAGUAUGAGCUACAAUCAUGCGACUCAUUUGGCAGCCAGAAUUAAACCCAAGCAGCAAAAGGUUGAACUUGAGGUCGCCAUGGAUACCCUGAGCCCAAACUACUGCCGCAGUAAAGGGGAGCAAAUCGCCCUUAAUGUAGACGGCACUUCCUCAGAGGAUUCCAACACUUACUCCACGAAAAUGAUGGACAAGCAAACGUUCUCAUCAAUUCAGGCUACAACAAAUACAUCUCGCUAUGCUGCAGCAGUGUUUCGUAAAGGAGAGCUUCAUCUUACUCCUCUGCAAGGAAUUCUCCAGAUGAAACCAAGCUUCACAUACUUGGACAGAGCUGAUACUAAACAUAGAGAAAGAGAAGCAGCCAAUGAAGCUGGAGACUCUUCUCAGGAUGAGGCAGAAGAUGACGUGAAACAAAUCACAGUGAGGUUUUCCAGACCCGAGUCUGAACAGGCCCGUCAGCGGCGUAUCCAGUCAUACGAGUUCCUGCAGAAGAAACAGGCUGAAGAACCCUGGGCCCAUCUGCACUAUCACGGUAUAAAGGAUUCACGCUCUGAACAUGAGCGGCAGUAUCUUUACUGUCAGGCUAUGGAUACCACAGAAAACACAGAGCUGGUGAAAACCCCAAGUGAAUAUCUGUCCAUGCUUAUGCCUCCUUUGGCUGAAGAAAAAGUUGUCAAGCCUGUGGGUCCCAGCAACGUACUCUCCAUGGCCCAACUGCGCACCCUUCCUCUGGGUGAUCAAGUCAAGACGCUGAUGAAGAAUGUCAAGGUUAUGCCGUUUGCCAAUCUCAUGGGACUGCUUGCAUCGGGCACGGACUCCACCGCUGUUCUGCGCUGCAUACAGCAGGUGGCGCUGCUUGUCCAGGGGAACUGGGUGGUGAAGAGUGAUGUAUUGUAUCCUAAGAACACAUGUAGUUCACACAGUGGAGUUCCAGCUGAAGUCCUCUGUCGGGGUCGAGACUUUGUGAUGUGGAGGUUUACUCAGGAGAGAACCCUGAUGAGAAAAGAAGUUGCUGCUAUUAUAAAGCUGCCUCCAGAAGAUGUGAAGGAUUUUCUGGAGCAGAUGUCUGUGCCGAGGUUAAACAGAGGCUGGGACUUCCUGCUGCCCACAGAUCACGACUUUGUUAAAAAGCACCCUGAUGUGGCACAAAGACAACACAUGCUUUGGCUAGGCAUUCAGUCGAAGUUGGAAAAGGUUUUCAGCUUCUCCAAAGAUGACUUUGUGCCUAAAAAGGAUGCGCAGAUGGAGCCUAUUCACAUUAGUGGUGAGCAACGUCUGAAAGCUGCAAAGGACAACGUUCGUGAGAAGCACACCGCUCUGCAGAGGGAAAUGGAUGCUCGUAAAUCAAAGACAUCAAAGCCUCCGAGUGCCUCCGGUGAUGCCAACCCCCUAUUGCAAGUCAAAGAGGAGCCCGUGAGUGACUCUGAAGAGCCCAUGGACACUUCGGGCUCUAUCGCAAACGGCACCGUAAACGGUUACCCGAACUCUCCCAUAAUGGACCCUCAUAACGGGCACGGGUCCGGCCAUGCACCCACCCCUGAGCUCCAGGCCUUUGUGCGCAAUACUUUCCUAAAACAUUAUGUGCUGAGUCUGAGCGAAUUAAAAAGGCUGUUUAACCUGCAUCUGGCCAGUUUGCCAACCGGUCACGCUGUGUACGGUCACGUAACAGACCGGAUGCUACAGGACACCAUCCUUAUGAGCCAGUGCAAACAAAUCCUAUUGCCUUUUCCUCCUCAGAGCAAUGCUUCAGCAGAUGAGCAGAAAGUCUUUGGUUUGUGGGAAAGUGGAGAAACCUUUGAUAAGCACCGGCAGGUUUUGUUUGAGAUCUUCAUGAAGAACUUUCGUGCCAGGCGAAACGUGAUCCAGACUCGUCUCACACAGGAACUCGGUGAUGCCGUCACUAAAACAGACGUGGAUCGACUGCUCAAGGAAUGCUGUACUAGUUUAGGAGGGAUGUGGUACCUGAAGGGUACCGUCCACUCCUGACAGGCUGGACAAGGAGUCCGGGGUAUCAAAUCAAUCAACGCUGCCCCUUCAGAGUUUAGUGAGAGUAAACUUUGCACAGGGAGGCCGAGCAGACACAUAAACCAAUCAUUGCCCUCGGUUGAAGAAGACCAGGGCGGGGGACGUCAAUCCACCACUUUGGAGCCAUCUGCAUAUGUUAUUAACACUCGAUUAUGCAUCCAGAAGGGUUAAAGACCAUAUCUGGUCCAAGCUCACAAAUCACAUUACCAUCUCAGAAAAAAGGGCUGGAUCUGUUUGAUCCUAUGUAAAUGUUUAAGUUCAAAGAAAGGAGAUGUUGUAUGCUGAAUGCAUACGUGGACUAUGAAUUAAUGGCUUUUUGUUGUUAUUUUAUGAGCUAAUAUAAAAAGUUAUUACUAUACAAGAAAUGCAGAGAUAAUGGUUAUAUGAUUUUAUCCUGGUUGUGGCCUUUGGGAGCUUCUUGACUGAUUUUGGCCUUGUUUCAAACAGUAAGCUAACUUAAAGUUUUUUUUAAGUAUUGGUUAUUGGUGUUUAUUUUGUUUUUGUCCCACACUUAUAUAUAUAUAUGCUGUACUUUAACCAAGGAACAAAGGUUACAAGUACAGAACACUUAUCAGAUAUAAAAGGGCAGUAGGUCAUGUUAAAUAAAUUAUUUUCUAGGUUUACAAAGUGUUAAUUUUUCAUUCUGAAUGAGUCAGUGAGCUCCACUUUAUGCACUUUGCUGCCCUGUUGUCUAUGACAUGUUUACACCCCUACUAAAAUGUAUCAGUUUAACCAAAGCUUUUGACAACUAUAAGAGGUUCUCAUGGGAUAAAACAUGUCGAUAUUUUGGAUUCUGUGAGCAGAUUAGAUCAAACAUUAUGAAUAUUGUCACAAAUGACUGUCUGGAAAGUAAAUGUAUUAAUUAUUGAUAAUGAAUAGAACUGAUCCUAAGGUUUUUUGGUGUGAAUUUUUGAGAUUGAAUCUGAAGAUAUAUUUAGAUCAGAGGCAGGUCAGAGAUUUUGAAGAGAGGCACUAAUGUCAUUUGCUCUUGUGUCUGAUAAAAUGAUAUUUAAGUGCAGACUUGUCCUCUUGCAAUAAAGGCCACAUUGAAGAACAUUCAGGUUUACUGCCACAAAAGGCUUUAAAUAAAAAGUGUCAAGAAAA
Misgurnus anguillicaudatus (oriental weatherfish) is the source of this 3475-nucleotide messenger RNA. NCBI's taxonomy places the organism in Eukaryota, Metazoa, Chordata, Actinopteri, Cypriniformes, Cobitidae. The record is from RefSeq and is a predicted model, not a curated record.